UUUUCAUAGCAAGUUACCUGAAACACCGGCAGUCGCGUGCCGGCCGCCAAUCAGGGCAGACGUUUAUCAUUUUUACUUUAAUUAAUUGUGGCCACAUUGUGUGCAGCGAAAAGUAAUGGCAAUACUGCAUCUGACAACGGUGAUCGCCGUGAUAGCCCUAUCAUCGAGUAGCAUCGUAAAAUCGCCAAGUAACGAUGGCACAUUCGAACUCUUGAUACUUCACAACAAUGACAUGCAUGCUCGCUUUGAGCAAACUUCACAGUUGAGUGGAGCCUGUACUACUGCUGAUAGAGAUGCUGGAAAGUGCUAUGGAGGGUUUCCUAGGGUUGCCCAUGUGGUGAAAGAGGCUCGUAAGGCUGCUGAAUCUGGUGAAGGUCCACCUGUCCUGUACCUCAAUGCUGGAGACACUUACACAGGCACCGCCUGGUUUACCAUUUAUAAGUGGAAGAUAGCUGCUGAGUUCCUUAAUGCUUUGCAGCCUGACGCUGUUUCGCUCGGAAACAACGAAUUCGAUACGGACAAGAUAAGCCUCUCUCCUCUCAUGCAAAGCUUAAACACCGUUGUUAUUGCUACAAAUGUAAUCGUUAACACCCCUGAAGCCAACGAAAAGAUAAAAAAAUCUGUUGUACUGAAUAUAAACAAUGUUCUCGUUGGUAUUGUUGGCUAUCUAACCCCUUCCUCGUCUAUUUUAGACAGCGCCGGCAACAUUGAAUAUAUCGACGAAGUUCUUGCCCUUACAGAAGAAGUGAAUAAUCUAAAAAAACUAAACGUUGACAUAAUUAUUGCCUUGGGACAAUCUUCACAAAAAGAUUUAGAUGUAGCAAGAGAAGUACAAGGAGUUGAUAUAGUCAUAGCAGGCAAUCAAAAUAUUUUUUACACCAAUGGUACGACACUAAAGAGCGGAAAGGACGACCCACAAAACAUUGUGAUAAUAACCCAGAAAUCUGGAAAACGCGUACCAGUUAUAAAAGCAUAUGAUUAUUCAAAAUACUUAGGAAAGAUUGCCACUAAAUUUGAUCGUAAUGGAGAAUUGAUUAAUUAUGACGCCAACUACAUUGUACUCGAUAAUUCAAUUCCACAGGAUCUUGAAGCUGAACGUAUGGUAGAAACACUAAGAACUAAUUUAAAGUCUAGUUCAGAAAUUGUAGGUAAGACAGCAGUUGUUUUAGAUGCAUCCUCUUGUAAGAAAGAAGAAUGUAAUUUUGGCAAUUUAGUGACAGAUUCCGUUAUACUGCAUUACUCAGUUAAUUAUCAAGCUGAUUGGAGAUGGACCGAUGCUGCAAUAGCUAUAAUUCAUGGAGGUGCUUUAAACGGUAAGAUCGCACCCGCUCAGAGGCCAGGUGAUAUCACGAGAAAUGAUUUGCUGUCAGCUCUCCCUGCGACAAAUAACUUAGUAGUAGUUAAUGUAACUGGAAAAAUUAUAAAGGAGGCUCUCGAACAUUCAGUCUCAAGUUAUACAACUUCGGGAUCAGACAGAUUCCUUCAAUUAUCCGGUAUAAGAGUUACAUACAAUUUUGAUAACGAACCUGGGUCUAGGGUUGUGAAUGUACUAGUACGCUGUUGUAGAUGUACGGUUCCCGACUUUUAUGCAAUUCAGGACACAAGGGAACACAAAAUUAUAAUGCCAUCCUCUCUAGCUAACGGCGAAUUUGGUUAUUCAAUGUUCAAAAACUUACCAAAGAUAAAUCUCAAUUAUGAUGAAGUUCACUGUGUGUCGGAAUUUCUUAAACUAAGAAAUCCUGUAUAUCCAGAAAUUGCAGAUCGUUCGCUGGGAAAUCAUGAAUUCGAUAAUGGAAUAAACGGCUUAGCACCAUUUAUUGCAAACUUAUCCUGUCCUAAUCUUGCUACUAAUCUGAUUCUGGAUGACGAACCGAUUUUAAAGGCGGAAGUUAAUUUAAAGAACUCGGUUGUGUUUGAUAUCAACGGAGUUAAAGUUGCGGUGAUUGGUUAUUUAACGCCUGACACAAAAUUCUUAGCUAUAAGAAAUAAUGUAACUUAUAUAGAUGAGGUAAUUGCUAUAAAAGCAGAAGUCAAAAGACUUCAGAAGGAAGGAGUAAACAUUUUCAUUGCUUUAGGACAUUCGGGUUUUGUUAAAGAUUUAGAAAUAGCUAAAGAAAUUGAGGAUAUCGAUUUGGUCAUCGGUGGACAUACAAAUACUUUCCUCUGGAACGGUCCUACUCCUGAUAUCGAAAAGGCACAAGGUCCUUAUCCAAUGAUAGUCAAACAAGAAUCAGGAAGAAAAGUUCCUGUAGUACAAGCUUAUGCUUACACCAAAUAUAUAGGAUACAUGCAUCUUACAUUUGAUAUGCAAGGAGAAAUCAAAUCAAUUGGAGAAACUAAUCCAAUUCUGUUAAAUAGUAGUAUUCCGGAAGAUCUUGAACUUCUAGCGAUUGUUAACAAGUAUCGCGAUUCAAUAUUAAAACUUACAGAUGUGAUAGUUGGUAGCACCUCAGUUUUUCUAGAUGGCCAAUCAUGCCGUUUAAGGGAGUGUAAUUUAGGUAAUAUGAUUACAGAUGCAAUAGUGCAGAAAUAUGCCUCUGAGUAUACAGGACCCGGUUGGACAGAUACGCCUAUUGCUAUUACUCAAGGAGGCGGUAUUCGAGCUUCUAUUAGUCAUGUAAAUAAAAUAAGUGAUAUAACGUGGGGUGACUUGCUCACAGUUAUGCCCUUUGAUGAUAAAGUUGUCAAAGUGACAUUACAUGGUUCAGACGUGCGUAUAAUGUUAGAACACUCUGUUGCCGCAUACAAUACCAUACGUGCCCCUGGACAAUUUUUGCAAAUUUCCGGAAUGCAAAUAGAAUAUGAUUUUAGUAGAAGCCCCGGUAAUAGAGUAUCAGAAGCUCUAAUAUUAUGUGGAGAAUGUGAAAUACCACUUUAUUUACCUCUCAAUGAUACGAGACCUUAUAAUAUUCUUAUAAAUGGAUUUUUAUCUAUGGGUGGCGACGGUUAUUCGAUAUUUAUUGGCAAACCAAUUUCCCUCGGAAACCACGAGUUUGAUCAGGGAGUCAGUGGACUAACUCCGUUCAUCGAAAAUUUGAAAUCCCCAGUAUUAGCCGCUAAUUUAAUACUAACCAAAGUUCCAGAACUAGAAAAAGAAGUCAAUUUAAGAAACUCCAUUGUUUUUAACAUAUCUGGGACUCCUAUCGGAGUUAUAGGAUACCUCACACCCGAAACAAAACAUUUAGUUUUACCAAAUGAUGUAGAAUAUAUUGAAGAAGUUACAGCUCUUCAGAGAGAGGUGAAAAACUUAAAAGAAGAUGGUGUGAAAAUAAUAAUAGCGUUAGGACAUUCAGGAUAUUUAAAGGAUUUAGAAAUAGCAAAGAAAGUAGAUGGGCUUAGCUUAGUUAUAGGUGGUCAUACAAAUACAUUCCUUUGGAAUGGAACAAGUCCAGACACUGAGAAGAUUAUCGGGCCAUAUCCAACUUACGUUACUCAGACUUCUGGAAAACAAGUGCCGGUGGUGCAAGCAUAUGCCUACACAAAAUAUUUGGGAAAACUGCAUAUGGUUUUCAACUCUGAAGGAGAGCUUUUGAGAGCAGAUGGAAAUCCAAUACUAUUAGAUAAUUCUAUACCGCAAGACCCGGAGGUGUUGAAUAUUAUAAAUCAAUACAAAGAAAAAGUUUUAAAUUAUACAGAAGAAGUUAUUGGUAACACGUCAGUGGUUUUAGAUGGCUUAAGUUGCCAACACACAGAAUGUAAUCUCGGUAAUUUGAUCGCCGAUGCUAUGGUAUACAGGUACGCUAUGGAAUAUAAUGGAGAACACUGGACGGAUGCACCGAUCGCAGUCAUUCAAGGUGGAGGAAUACGAUCUUCUAUUUCUGUUACGAAAAUUCCAACCACGAUAACGAAGGGAGACCUAAUAGCAGUAUUGCCAUUUGAAGGAAUUUUGGUACUUGUAAGAAUGACUGGCACCAUAUUAAAAAAAAUGCUUGAACAUGCAAUUUCGCUGGGAAAUCACGAAUUUGACGAAGCUGUGGCUGGAUUGGUACCGUUCAUUAAAAACUUAACAUCGCCCGUUUUAGCUGCAAACCUACUUUUAGAUAAUGUACCAGAACUAAAAGAAGAAACUAAUUUAUAUAAAUCUAUUAUACUGAAUAAAAAAGGCGUCAAUAUUGGUAUCGUUGGAUAUCUUACGCCAGAAACAAAGUUUCUAGCACCAAAAACUAAAGUUGAUUAUGAAGAUGAAAUAACGUCAGUACGAAGGGAAGUUAAGAAAUUAAAACAAAACGGAAUUGAUAUUAUUAUCGCUUUGGGGCAUUCUGGCUUUAUCAAAGACUUGGAAAUCGCUACUGAAGUUGAAGAUAUUGAUCUUGUAAUAGGGGGACACUCGAAUACGUUUUUAUCAAAUGUUAAUACCACGGAAAUUCCUGAAUUUGUACAAGGUCCAUACCCAACAAUUGUCAUGCAAAAAUCAGGGAGAAAGGUGCUUGUUGUGCAAGCAUAUGCUUACACAAAAUAUAUGGGUAGUUUGUUUUUAAAAUUUAAUGAGAAAGGAGAUAUUAUGGACUUCGAUGGCAAACCCAUUCUAUUGAAUGAAGAAAUUCCACAAGAUCCUGUAGUUUUACAGAUAGUCGAAAAAUAUCAUACUGAUAUUGAUCGCAUUAAUAAUGAAAUUGUAGGAGCUUCCAUGACGUUUUUACAAGGAGACACUUGCAGAUUGUUUGAGUGCAACUUAGGAGAUUUUAUCUGUGAUACUAUGCUAAAUUAUACAAAAAGGCAUUAUAUGGAAUUUUCACAAGUAAAUAUUGCAUUAAUUCAAGGAGGUAGAAUCAGAACGUCUCUAGAUCAACCUAAAAAACCUUACAAUCUCACAAGAGGAGAUUGGAUAACCGUAAUACCGUUUUCAGAUACACUUUGUAUAGUUAAAAUGAAUGGAAGUGUAUUGAUGCAAGCGCUAGAACAUUCAGUAGACUUAUGGAGAAAAAUUGAUACACCAGGACAAUUUUUACAAAUGUCUGGAAUGGAAGUUACUUAUGAUUUAGAAAAAAUUCCAGGUCAUAGAGUUGUAUCCGCAAAGGCUAUGUGUAUUGGAUGUAGUAAAUUAAUAGAUGUACGUAAUGAUUUAAAAUACAAUAUUCUUAUGUCAGCAUUUUUGGCUGAUGGCGGAGACGGCUAUUCUAUGUUCGAGAAUUUGGAGAAAGAAUUUGUUUCCUUCAAUGAAGUUACUUGCGUUUUAGAUUACUUGGGUAUUUACAGCCCUAUAAAUCCUAGAGUAGAUAAACGCAUAACAAUAUUAAAUGAAGAUAAGGUUCAAGAUUUUGUAAAUGAUGUAUCCAUAAUUGAUAAAUUCUCUCCAUCGAGUGGGAAAGCAAUUUAUCUAGACUCUUUAUCAAUUUUUAUGUUAUUUGUUGGAGUUACUAUUUUUCUUUUUUAAAUAAGUGAACCUUAGGCAUCAUUAGAUAAAUUUAAAUUUUAUGAGGAAUGAAAUGCGUAAAAAUAAAGCAGGCUUUUUUAUGACAAGACACUC
Messenger RNA from Pieris rapae (cabbage white), 5467 nucleotides. RefSeq lists its product as uncharacterized. Gene Ontology annotation, biological process: AMP catabolic process. NCBI's taxonomy places the organism in Eukaryota, Metazoa, Arthropoda, Insecta, Lepidoptera, Pieridae. The record is from RefSeq and is a predicted model, not a curated record. The coding region runs from base 116 to 5374 and encodes 1752 amino acids. Gene Ontology annotation, cellular component: plasma membrane. Gene Ontology annotation, molecular function: 5'-nucleotidase activity. The transcript has 7 exons.